CAGCACAAUGACCACCAACCCACCAACCAACCAAACCUCCACCGCGCCACGUCUUGCUUGCACACCGGGCGACGUCACAUCAAUUUUCUCUGAGCUUUCCAGGCGCAACGUUUUGUUCUUCCUCAUUUACUACCGACCACCAGUCAUUAUUCAUUUCACAACAACAAAAGAGAGAGAGAAACAUGACGCAACUCACCCCCGAAGAAGAAGCCGCCUCGGCGCGCGCAGCCCACCAGGCGGCGCUGAGGAAGGCGAAGCGCGAGGCGAAGAUCAGGGCGGGGGCCGAGUCGAGGUUGAAUAAGAUUACCGGUUUGGGGGGUGGUGUGCAGAGGGUGGACCCUCCGAGCACAACCGCACCUCCCUCCACCAUCAGUGAUGCCACUACUACAUCCGCCAUCCCUGCUGCCGCUUCUGUUACUGCCUCCGUCCACGAUGCCGACCCAGAAGAAGUCGACAUCUCCACCUCGGAACACUUCUAUCGACCGGCGAGUACGAACCGUAUCCCCCCCGUUGAGUCGGACAUCGACGAGCAGGCGCUAAGGCAGAUGAUGCUUGGACUUGACGGACCGGGCGUCACACCACCCCCCAUGGGAAUGGGGAUGGGAGGGGGGAAGAAAAUGGAGGAGGACCCGAUGAUGGCGAUGAUGAUGCAGAUGCUUGGAGGCGGUGGCGCUGCCCCCGGUGGUGGUGGCGCUCCUCCGCAAAACCCGUUGGCUGGUCUUGCUGGCAUGGGCGGUGGGUUUCCUGGUAUGCCUGGUAUGGAACAGCCACCCCAGCAACAACAGCCGCCCUCAAAAAUCCCAGGUCUCUUCAAAAUCUUGCAUACGCUUAUCGCCCUUUCGCUGGGGCUGUACCUGCUGCUCAGCACACCCUUCACUGGCUCAAAGCUCGACCGUGACAAGUCGGUCUUGGCGGAUUCAGGCGCGGCAGUGUUCCAGUCAGAAGCGGAGAGCCAGGCCAAGAGGAACUUUGCCUGGGGGUUUGCCACUGCGGAGAUUUUGCUGUUUACGACGAGGUUUAUUUUGGAGAGUCAGGCUGGGAUUAGGGGGGGGCAGAGCUCUGGGAUCUUGGGCGGGUUGAUGAAUUUCCUGCCGCCGCCGUGGAAGGGACGGGUCGAGAUGGGGGUUAGGUAUGCCAAGGUUGUGGGUAGGGUGAGGGGGGACGUGCUUUUGGUUGUUUUUGUUUUGGGGGUGGGGAGUUGGUUGAGGGGUUAG
This is a messenger RNA of Podospora pseudocomata, 1214 nucleotides long. RefSeq lists its product as uncharacterized. Gene Ontology annotation, biological process: retrograde vesicle-mediated transport, Golgi to endoplasmic reticulum. NCBI's taxonomy places the organism in Eukaryota, Fungi, Ascomycota, Sordariomycetes, Sordariales, Podosporaceae. The record is from RefSeq and is a predicted model, not a curated record. The transcript has 2 exons. The coding region runs from base 183 to 1214 and encodes 343 amino acids.